Molecule: messenger RNA, 1407 nt
Organism: Cadophora gregata
Lineage: Eukaryota; Fungi; Ascomycota; Leotiomycetes; Helotiales; Ploettnerulaceae
Exons: 2
Coding region: 1-1407 (468 amino acids)
Molecular function (GO): FAD binding; oxidoreductase activity
Source: RefSeq, a predicted model, not a curated record
AUGUCAGCCACUCCCAACCUCUUCAAAACCAUGGACUUCAAUCCCGUCCUUGACAUCGGUCCAAGCCCCCCACCAAGCCUACAACCCCUAAUAUCCUCCAACCCAGCCCUCAAAAUCUACACCCGCGCCUCCCCACAUUUCCAAGUCCUGAAAUCAGUCUGGAACCUCAAGUACGCCAGCAACGAACCCCUCGCCCUCAUCCGCCCCACGAACGCCUUAGAUGUAUCCACCAUCGUCAAGUUCUGCGUCGCUCACAGCAUCUCUCUGGCCGUCCGAUCAGGCGGCCACGACUUAUUCGGGCGCUCUAUCGUACCGGACGCUGUGAUUCUCGACAUUCGAGAGCUGAACAGCAUUGAGCUCGCUGAUGAUGAGAAGACGGUCGUUAUUGGCGGAGGGGUCCAGACUGUGGAUUUGGUCAACUUUCUUGAUGCGAAGGGACUGGUGACGCCGGCUUCGCUGGCUGGGAUAGUGGGUUGGGCGGGGUGGGCUUUUGCGGGCGGGUUUGGGCCGCUGGUUAAUGCUUUUGGGUUGGGUGUGGAUCAGAUUGUUGGUGCUAGAGUUGUUGCUGCGGCUGGGGAAGUGGUGGAGGCUGAUUCGGAGCUGUUGUGGGGUGUUAAAGGUGCUGGUGGUGCUUUUGGAGUCGUGACGGACUUGACGAUUAAGGUUCAUCCCUUGAAGAGGAUGUUGGGUGGUAUGAUCUUGUUUCAAUUCGAUCAAGCUGGGAAGGUCAUUGAGGAGGCGCAGAGAAUUUUUGAGAAUGAAGUGGUUCCUAAGGAGUUGUGUGUUGGCGUGCACUUUUCUAAGAGGGGAGGGGCGCCUAUGCUGUCGUCGGCGUUUUCUUGGGUCUCGGAGGAUAUUGAGGAGGGGAGAAAGUGGCUCGAGAGAAUCAAAGGUUUGGGCAAGGUAAUGAUGGAUAUGGUUUCGGAAACAACCCCAAAGAAAUGGUCAGACUUUAUGGGACCGAUGCUUCCCCCACCUUCACACAACCACUCUCGGUCAUUCUUCAUCAGCAAGAUGACCCCAGCUGCUGUAGAGAUCCUUUCGUCUGCAACGCAUAGAAUCCCAGAGGGCGUGCAAUUUGGCAUCGGGAAUUUCUUUGUUGGUGGUGAAGCAAUUAAACCUCGACCGGAUUCGUCCUACAGGCUGCGGGAGCCGUAUGUCUUUGUCCAUGCCCUUGCUCCACUUUUGGAUCCAACAAGAAUUGAGGAGGCUGUGAAGUGGCCUGAAGGUAUCUUUGCGGCAUUAGAAAAGGAGGGGCUGGUGAAGGCAAACUAUGUGGCGAUUCUGGAGGAGGGAUUGAGUGUUGAGGAGUGCUUUGGGAAGGAGAACUUUGAAAGGCUUAGAGCGUUGAAGAAAAGGAUUGAUCCGGAGAACUUCUUUCGAUUCACACCUGCAAAUCUGGUUUAG